Molecule: messenger RNA, 2659 nt
Organism: Eurytemora carolleeae
Lineage: Eukaryota; Metazoa; Arthropoda; Copepoda; Calanoida; Temoridae
Exons: 3
Coding region: 929-2602 (557 amino acids)
Molecular function (GO): protein dimerization activity
Source: RefSeq, a predicted model, not a curated record
GGGGGGGGGGGGGGCACAUAUGCUAAGGUUUAAGGAUGCUAUUCUGUUACCAGUAUUCAGUUCUGUUCAGUAUAAAUUCAGUCUCUAUACACAGUACAGCCUACAAGCACUGGAUAGUGGACGCUACUGAACAUGGCUAAAUUCAAGAAUAAAAAGGAGGACAAUGCAAUAUUAAAACAUUUUUUGGUAGAAGGAGAUUUCUGGAUAUGUCAGGUUAAGGUGGAUGACGAUCAAACAUGUGGUGUUAAAUUAAGCAGUGGAGGCUUAGGAACCAGUAAAAAUCAAGGUGAUAUAUCAUAAGUUUGCAUACUUUUUAGUUUGUAUCAUUUCGACAUCAGUCCUAUUACAUAUUCAGUCAUUAUGAAUAUUUUUUACCCAAAAAAACGUUCUUGCUCCCCCCCACCAACGGCCUUUGACCAUUCAAACAUAAUUAAGCUUUCUUACUUUUUUGUUAUAGGGACAAGAACGGGAAACCUGAAAAGACAUCUUCAGAGACGACAUAUUGAGAUUUAUGAGGUUUUAAGAACUGAGGAGAGCAAAGCUUCUGAAUCAUUAACCAAGGAAGAUAUCAAUAUUUAUAAAGUAGUAAUCUCUUCUUUUUUUGCUUGGAUGUCCGAUCAUAACUCAGGAACCCCUAGACAGACUUGCCUUAAAAUUUUAAUUGGGGAACUCGAAAAGAACCAAGGAAAUGCUUUUACUGGGAAAACUCUAGGCAAAGCUGGGUCCACCAAGAGUAAAAAUAAAUAUUUCAUUACAUUUACAAAAUUUUAUCCAAAAUGUCGUAAUAAAGUUACUGCUAAUCAAGUUUAAAUUCUGAGUAGAUUUUUGAUAAAAACUUGAAAUUUUCUUAAAUAUAUCUUUCUAGUCUGUAUCGCGAUAUCAGAAAAAAAUUAACACAUUUUUUGUUUCGGACAAGAUUGCAGUUACUAUGACAGCCGAACAGUUCAGAAUGGGUAUAGUGUCCAUGGUGGUAAAGAAUGGCAUAGCUUUCAAGUUUUUUGAGUCUGACGGAUUUAAAAUUAUCAACGGAGAAAUGGCAACAAAGCUGAAGGUAUCCCUGGAUAAACAGCAUAUACGUAAUUACGUCCUGAAUGCUGGAAAUGAGAUGAAGGAGAAGAUUAAGAAAGAGCUCAAGAAUAGAUUUCUCUACCUCAAAUUUGACUGUGCAACCAGGCUACGCGUAAACUAUUUAGGUUUGAACGUUCGGUUUGUUGAUGAUCAAGGUCUUGGUGUCACCAGAACUCUAGCUCUAGUAGAUAAUGAGGGCAGACACACCAGCGGUGAAUUGAAGAAGAUUGUAAAUGGUGUGCUCCAAGAUUAUGACAUACCCCUGGCUAACAUUAUCUGCUGUGUCACGGCUAAUGCCACCAACAUGGUGUCCAUGAUGAAAGAAGACCUUCAGCAUGCUGAAGAAGGUAAGAGUGAAAAUGACGAAAAAGAUGACAAUGAGACUAUGGCUGGAACACUAGAUCUCGAGAGUUCGGUUCCUAUUAAUUGUGAGCACAUGCGUUGUGCAGUCCAUAUACUACAGCUCGCUAUUCAUGAUGGACUGAAGAAAACUGCUUCAGGAGUUAUUGCCAAGCUAAGACAUGUCGCAAAAGAAGCGUUGUCUCCCAAGAUAAACCAACAGCUUCGUCGUCGUAGGGCUAAAAAAGUUGAUUUGCUGAAUCAGGAAACACGAUGGGGAUCCACCUAUGCAAUGAUUGAUCGCCUGAUUGAACUCAGGAGUUUUAUUGAGGAGAUGGCUGAUAUGGGUAAUGAGAAUUUAAAUCUCUCAAGUUUUGAGUGGGAACAUGCGAUCUCCCUCAGGGACCUAUUAAUGAAGGCCCACUUGAUCACAAAAUCCCUUCAAUUUGAAAAUCUCACGCCAGGAUAUUUCUAUAGAAAGUGGAGUGGACUUAAGCUGUUCUAUCAAGAUCAUGGGUCCUCUUUAGCAGAUGAUUUUCUUCACUCUAUGCAGAAGAGGGAAGAAGAGCUCCUAGGUAAUGGUUUACUACUUGCCGCUGUGCUAAGCGAUGUUACUAACAUGGACCUUCUUCCCCCUGAUCACGAGAUUAAAGGAAAGGAGACCCUGAUCAACCUUGUCCUGAGGAUUAAGGGGUUGGAAGAUGAAAAAAAGGAGGCCACUGUUCCAGAUCUUGAGGUAUCAGAUUCAGAUUCAGAUGAAGAGUUUAGGGCCGUGAGAAAAAAGCUCAAACUUAAUAAGGGGACUGAGGGGCUAUCUGUUUUUGAUCUUACUGGGAAAGAAGACAAUAUUAAUCUAACUCCACCACCUACAGUAACCAGGUCAUCUUCAAGUUCGAACAGUCACAUUACUGCGGAGAAUCAGCCAAGUCAAAUGCAGUUCAUAAGAACCAGUGUCUUAAAGGGACUAGAAACUCUUAAAGAAUCAAGAGAAGAGUUAAAAAAGCUUUCUGAUCCAAUCUCCCAGUACCCAGAUGUGCUGAAGGAUGCUGCAAGACUUCUUUGUACAAUGCCCUCUACACAGGUUUCCGUGGAGAGACUGUUCUCAGGACUGAAGAUAUUCAAAUCAGGCCUGAGGAGCUGCCUGAAGGCAGAUAUUCUGAACGCCCUCCUCCUUCUCAAAGCUAAUAUGAAAUAGAUUUUGUUUUUUUAAUACAAUAAAAAGAAAAAAAUCAUCAUCAUUUAGUGCAAAAUA